Molecule: messenger RNA, 826 nt
Organism: Phragmites australis (common reed)
Lineage: Eukaryota; Viridiplantae; Streptophyta; Magnoliopsida; Poales; Poaceae
Product: ribulose bisphosphate carboxylase small subunit, chloroplastic 2-like
Exons: 2
Coding region: 88-615 (175 amino acids)
Source: RefSeq, a predicted model, not a curated record
ACCUUGACAAGAGGCCUCACAACUCACAAGUCGGUGGCGCUGCAGCUCCUCGCUCUAGAGAGUACACAGUCCAUCGCCUAGGAAGCUAUGGCUCCCUCCGUGAUGGCCUCGUCAGCCACCUCGGUUGCUCCAUUCCAGGGGCUCAAGUCCACCGCCGGGCUCCCCGUGAGCCGCCGCUCCAGCAGCGCUGGCCUCGUCAGCGUCAGCAACGGUGGAAGGAUCAGGUGCAUGCAGGUGUGGCCGAUUGAGGGCAUCAAGAAAUUCGAGACCCUGUCCUACCUACCGCCGCUCACCACGGAGGACCUCCUGAAGCAGAUCGAGUACCUCAUCCGGUCCAAGUGGAUUCCUUGCCUCGAGUUCAGCAAGGUUGGGUUCGUGUACCGGGAGAACGCUAGGUCCCCCGGAUACUACGAUGGCCGCUACUGGACCAUGUGGAAGUUGCCCAUGUUCGGCUGUACAGACGCCACCCAGGUGCUCAAGGAACUCGAGGAGGCCAAGAAGGCCUACCCGGACGCUUUCGUCCGCAUCAUCGGCUUCGACAACGUCAGACAAGUGCAGUGCAUCAGCUUCAUCGCCUACAAACCACCGGGCUGCGAGGAGUCUGGCGGCGCCUAAGCGCCCAGUCGGUCUAUGUCGAACAGCUUUAUCAUUUAUAUUUUCCCUAUUUAAACGUUUCUGUAACUAUUGGGCGAGCAUGCCCAUAAGCAUUACUACCAUUGGGUUGCGGAACAUGUGAAUGGUACCUAGCUCCGGCAAUACCCACAGUGAUAUAUACGGCUAUGUAUACAUAAUGAUUUAUAUACGACUAUGUACAAUUGGUUGCCAA